Limanda limanda (common dab) is the source of this 2847-nucleotide messenger RNA. It is a transcript of the gene thbs3a, whose product is annotated as thrombospondin 3a. Gene Ontology annotation, molecular function: heparin binding; calcium ion binding. The transcript is spliced from 23 exons. Bases 1 to 2847 code for a protein of 948 amino acids. NCBI's taxonomy places the organism in Eukaryota, Metazoa, Chordata, Actinopteri, Pleuronectiformes, Pleuronectidae. Gene Ontology annotation, cellular component: extracellular region. The record is from RefSeq and is a predicted model, not a curated record. Gene Ontology annotation, biological process: cell adhesion.
AUGCUCCCGGUGCUUCUGUCCCUCUUGUGUGUCCCUCUCGUCUCUGGAGUUCUGGACUCACCGGACGUUCAAGUGAUGGACGUGUUGGGCCUUCAGGACCCGAGGCAGAGCGCCGCCGCCGUGGAGAAGCUGGCGGCGGCGCUCGGCUCGCUCAGCGACGUGUACGUGGUCGCCACGCUGCGGCUGCCGGCCAAGCUGGGCGGAGUCCUGCUGGGUCUCUACAGCAAACAGGACAACAGGAAGUACCUGGAGCUCGCCGUCAUGGGAAAAAUCAAUAAAGUCCUGGUUCGCUACGUGCGAGCCGACGGGAAGCUCCACACGGUCAACCUGCAGCACGCCAGCCUGGCCGACGGGCGCACGCACUCCAUCAUCCUGAGGCUCGGGGGGCUUCAGCGCGACAACAUGAACAUGGAGCUGUACGUCAACUGCCGAUUGGCCGAUUCCAGCCAAGGUCUACCGCCAUUGGUCCCUCUGCCCAGGGAGGCGGAGUCGGUGGAGAUACGACACGGACAGAAGGCGUACGCACGACUGCAGGGUGCAGUGGAGUUCCUCAGACUGGCUCUAGGAGGCAGUGUUGCUAAAGCUGGAGCUCUGACUGACUGUCCGUUCCAGGGAGACGGCUCCGCCUACAACUCAGUGGGAGGGGACAUGAACUCCAUCCUGGGUGAACACACCAAGGCUCUGAUUGGUCAGCUCAUCAUCUUCAACCAGAUCCUGGGAGAGUUGAGACAGGACAUCAGAGAACAGGUGAAGGAGAUGUCUCUGAUCAGAAACACCAUCCUGGAGUGUCAGGUUUGUGGUUUCCACGAGCCUCGGUCUCGCUGUUCUCCGAACCCGUGUCACCGAGGCGUCUCCUGUGUGGACAGUCCUGAUUACCCAGGAUACACCUGUGGACCCUGUGGUCCAGGAACGAGAGGCAACGGGACGCACUGUGAGGACGUGGACGAGUGCGAGCUGCAGCCAUGUUUCUCUCCCGACGCCUGCGUCAACACAAUCGGGGGGUUCAGCUGUCGGCCCUGUCCUCCUGGACUGUGGGGGGCGCCACUGGUUGGUACUGGACUGGACUACGCCAAGACACACAAACAGGAGUGUGUGGACAUGGACGAGUGUGUGGACCUCCCGGACGCGUGCGUCUCACACUCCGUCUGCAUCAACACGGUGGGUUCAUACAAGUGUGGCGGCUGUAGACCCGGUUUCCUUGGCAACCAGACGUCAGGUUGCUUCCCCAGGAAUUCCUGCGCUGCGUUGACCUUUAACCCCUGUGACAGCCACGCCCACUGCACCAUGGAGAGGAGCGGCGAGGUGUCCUGCAGGUGUAACGUGGGGUGGGCCGGUAACGGGAACACGUGUGGCGUGGACACGGACAUCGACGGGUAUCCUGACCGCUCUCUUCCCUGCGUGGACAACAACAAACACUGUAAAAAGGACAACUGUGUGUUCACGCCCAACUCUGGUCAGGAGGACGCCGACAACGACGGGAUCGGAGACCAGUGCGACGAGGACGCAGACGGAGACGGAAUCAAGAACGUGGAGGACAACUGCCGAUUGGUUCCUAACAAAGACCAGCAGAACUCAGACAGCGACUCGUUCGGAGACGCUUGCGACAACUGUCCCAACGUCCCCAACGGAGACCAGAAGGACACGGACAACAACGGCCAGGGGGACGCCUGCGACCAGGACAUCGACGGAGACGGGAUUCCCAACGUUCUUGAUAACUGUCCGAAAGUGCCGAACCCGAUGCAGACGGACAGAGACAGAGACGGCGUGGGAGACGCCUGCGACAGUUGUCCCGAGCUCAGUAACCCCAUGCAGACGGACGUCGACAACGACCUGGUCGGAGACGUUUGUGACACGAACCAGGACACGGACGGAGACGGUCUCCAGGACAGCAGAGACAACUGUCCCGACAUCCCCAACAGCUCCCAGCUGGACUCUGACAACGACGGCCUUGGAGACGACUGUGACCAUGACGACGACAACGACGGUGUCCUUGACGACCACGACAACUGCCGACUCAUGGUGAACCCCAACCAGAAAGACUCUGACGCUAACGGCGUCGGAGACGUCUGUGAGAACGACUUUGACAACGACGCCGUGGAGGACUCCAUGGACGUGUGUCCGGAGAGCGCUGAGGUCACGCUGACCGACUUCAGAGCCUAUCAGACGGUCGUCCUGGACCCGGAGGGCGACGCCCAGAUCGACCCCAACUGGGUCGUUCUGAAUCAGGGGAUGGAGAUCGUCCAGACGAUGAACAGUGACCCCGGCCUGGCUGUGGGAUACACAGCGUUCAACGGCGUGGACUUCGAGGGAACGUUUCACGUCAACACGGCGACAGACGACGACUACGCCGGCUUCAUCUUCGGUUACCAGGACUCGUCCAGCUUCUACGUGGUGAUGUGGAAGCAGACGCAGCAGACGUACUGGCAGCCGGUUCCCUUCCGGGCCAUGGCCCAGCCCGCUCUGCAGCUCAAGGCGGUGAAGUCUGGAACUGGACCCGGUGAGUUCCUGAGGAACGCUCUGUGGCACACGGGAGACACGCCCGGAGAGGUGACGCUGCUCUGGAAGGACCCGAGGAACAUCGGCUGGAAGGACAAGACCUCGUACCGCUGGCAGCUGAGCCACCGGCCGCAGGUCGGAUACAUGAGGGUGAAGCUGUUCGAAGGCAUGUCGAUGGUGGCGGACUCUGGCGUCGUGGUCGACACCACGAUGAGAGGAGGCCGACUCGGCGUCUUCUGCUUCUCUCAGGAAAACAUCAUCUGGUCCAACCUGCGCUACAGAUGCAACGACACGGUGCCUGAAGACUUCAAGUCUCAUCGUAAACAAGUUCUGAUGCACAUUCAUGUCUGA